GUUGGCUCCCCAACGCCCUAAAGAAAAAGGCCUCUACGAAUGGCGCUGGGCGGUCGAAAGGGACGCUGGCGUUGGUUGGGAGGACCGGACCGGAGGAGUGUGACGCAGCAGUCAAGCUCAGCAGGCGCGCCAUCGCUGGCGGAGUUUACAUGCGACCGCCGGACCGCGCGCGGGGGGAGUAGAAACAGAGAGUGACCGCAUGCCAUGCCGCGAAUCAUUCUCCUCUGCCUCUUUCUCCUCGCCCACGCGGCGGCGUCGGCGUCGGCGGAAGGGGAGGCUCGGUUCGGAGGUGGAAUGCUGCUUCCGCUGCGGGUGCAGGCGGUGCCGCCGCCGGCGAACAAGCUCCGGUUCCGCCACGACGUGAGCCUGACCGUGUCGGUUGCCGUGGGUACGCCGCCGCAGAACGUCACGAUGGUGCUCGACACCGGCAGCGAGCUCUCCUGGCUGCUCUGCAACGGGACCGGCGCGCCGCGGCCCGCGGCGGCGUUCGACGCGCUGGCUUCGUCGACGUACGCCGCGGUCCGCUGCCGGUCGCCGGAGUGCCAGUGGCGCGGCCGCGACCUCCCCGUCCCGCCGUUCUGCGCCGCGCCGCCGUCCGACUCCUGCCGCGUCUCGCUCGCCUACGCGGACGCCUCGUCCGCCGACGGCGUCCUGGCCGCCGACACGUUCCUCCUCGGCGGCGCGCCGCCCGCGCCCGCGCUCUUCGGCUGCGUCACCUCCUACUACUCCGCCACGGGCGGCGGCGGCGGCGGCAACGGCACCGACUCCUCGGAGGCCGCGACGGGCCUCCUCGGCAUGAACCGGGGCAGCCUGUCCUUCGUGACGCAGACGGCCACCCACCGCUUCGCCUACUGCAUCGCCCCGGGCGACGGGCCCGGCCUCCUGGUCCUCGGCGGCGACGGCCUCGCCCUGGCGCCGCAGCUGAACUACACGCCGCUCAUCGAGAUCCCGCAGCCGCUGCCGUACUUCGACCGCGUGGCCUACUCCGUGCAGCUGGAGGGCAUCCGCGUGGGCGCCGCGCUGCUGCCCAUCCCCAAGUCCGUGCUCGCGCCGGACCACACGGGCGCGGGCCAGACCAUGGUGGACUCCGGCACGCAGUUCACGUUCCUCCUCGCCGACGCCUACGCGGCGCUCAAGGCCGAGUUCGCAAGCCGGACGCGCGCGCUCCUGGCCCCGCUCGGGGAGCCGGGCUUCGUGUUCCAGGGCGCGUUCGACGCGUGCUUCCGCGCGCCGGAGGCCCGGGUGGCCGCGGCGUGCCCGCGGCUCCCGGAGGUGGGCCUCGUCCUACGCGGCGCGGAGGUGGCGGUCGCCGGGGAAAGGCUCCUGUACAGGGUGCCCGGGGAGCGGCGCGGGGAGGGCGGCGCCGAGGCGGUGUGGUGCCUGACGUUCGGGAGCUCGGACAUGGCGGGGAUGUCGGCGUACGUGAUCGGGCACCACCACCAGCAGAACGUGUGGGUGGAGUACGAUCUCCAGAACGGCCGCGUCGGGUUCGCGCCAGCGCGCUGCGACCUCGCCACCGAGCGCCUCGGCAGUGGAGCAUAACGCUUUCGGCAGCGCGUGCGCCGUGGCAUCUAUAGUCGUUGUGGGUCUCUGUCGCCAUGGAUGGCACACAAGCAGCUGCAGGGCGCGAAAUCGUUGGUAGAGAUGGUCUCUCCGAUCACCUGCUGCUGCUGUGGUCAACUCUGUAUUGCGCGAACAAAUAUACGAGCCAAUGACAAACUGGUAUACUGCUAGUUUAGUUGUU
Molecule: messenger RNA, 1744 nt
Organism: Panicum hallii
Lineage: Eukaryota; Viridiplantae; Streptophyta; Magnoliopsida; Poales; Poaceae
Product: aspartic proteinase PCS1-like
Exons: 1
Coding region: 205-1542 (445 amino acids)
Biological process (GO): proteolysis
Molecular function (GO): aspartic-type endopeptidase activity
Source: RefSeq, a predicted model, not a curated record